AUGCCUUACAAGACCACUCGACUUUAUUCUCAGGGCAAGGAUUCUGAUAUCAAAAGCGGUAUACAUUUAACGCAGACACCUGCGGUGGAGCAAAUAAACACUCAACACCAGGCAGGAUCAGAGGUCCCGGAAAAAGCAACAUUAGAAACCACGGACUACCCACCAAAGGAAGAGCUGACCCCACUCGCUAAACAUAUCAGAGACUCCAUCAAGAUUCAAGGUCCCAUGUCUGUAGCGCACUUUAUGAGACAGGUGCUGGUUAACCCAUUGAGUGGAUACUACAUGCAAGGAGACGUGUUUGGAACCCAAGGAGACUUUAUCACCUCGCCAGAGAUCAGUCAAAUGUUUGGAGAGCUUCUAGGAAUUUGGUUCUUGGUACAAUGGCAAAACAUUGGGAAGCCAUCGCGUGUGCAGAUCGCAGAACUCGGUCCUGGACGAGGGACUCUGAUGAUGGACAUGUUGCGGGUUGCAUCCCGGUUCAAGGAAUUCAGAAAGGCCAUUACGGGAGUCCAUCUGAUCGAGGCCAGUCCAGGGCUCCGGAAAGUGCAACGGGAGACACUUUGUGGCAUCCCUGUCUCAGAGGAACAAGUCAGUGGUGGGAGCAGGGAAGGAAUUACAUCCGCUCUCAGACAGGACGGCCUCCAGAUCGCCUGGCACGAUAUCUUUGAGGAUCUCCCAGCGGAAUGUUCGAUGAUUGUUGCACACGAGUUUUUUGACGCGCUUCCAAUCUACAAGUUUGAAAAGACCGAGGAAGGCUGGCGUGAACUGGUAGUCGAUCUGGAGGAGGAUCCAGCAAGUCCCUACCAUCUUCGAUUCGUCCUCGCACCAGGACCUACGCAGGCAUCAAAGGCAUUUGCAGAGCAUCCAGCCUAUGACCACUUCAAACCGGGUGACAGGAUUGAGGUCUCUCCAGAUUCGUUCAGGGUCGCACAUGACAUGGCGAAGCACAUUAACAAGAACGGAGGAUCGGCCUUGAUUGUGGAUUACGGAAAGGAUCAUAUCCAAGGAGAUACGUUACGUGGAAUCAUCAAGCACAAAUUUACACAUGUGCUCACUCGCCCCGGAAAUGUUGAUCUCAGUGCAGAUGUCGACUUUCAGUACCUGAAGCAGGCAACAGAAGACCUUGUCGACUGUCACGGAUCUGUCACCCAGGCACAUUUGCUCCACUCGCUCGGCAUCGGUGCUCGUCUUGAUAUGCUUCUUGCCAAGGCCACUGCUCAUCGCCGCGAGACCCUGAUUAGCUCAUACCAUCGACUAGUUGAUCCUAAGGAGAUGGGAAAUGUCUACAGAGCUAUGGCCAUGACCCCACUGGGAUCCUCAACACCCAUCGCUUUUGAAAAGCAACAAGCAUCACAGUCUGCCGCACCAUCCACACCAUCUAAGCUGUAA
This is a messenger RNA of Gamsiella multidivaricata, 1389 nucleotides long. RefSeq names its product S-adenosyl-L-methionine-dependent methyltransferase. Gene Ontology annotation, molecular function: protein-arginine omega-N symmetric methyltransferase activity. Gene Ontology annotation, cellular component: mitochondrion. The transcript has 7 exons. Lineage: Eukaryota; Fungi; Mortierellomycota; Mortierellomycetes; Mortierellales; Mortierellaceae. The record is from RefSeq and is a predicted model, not a curated record. The coding region runs from base 1 to 1389 and encodes 462 amino acids. Gene Ontology annotation, biological process: mitochondrial respiratory chain complex I assembly.